GGAAUUCAUGUCUCCUAGCAACAAGCCGUGGUCGCACAAGAGGGCGGAGUGCUGAGCUGAUACCUGUCAAGAAACUUAAAUUGUACUGGAAAAGUCCAAAUGGAGCUGUCAAUGCCUCCACCUCAGAUCUAUGUAGAAAAAACUCUGGCCAUUAUCAAACCAGAUAUUGUUGACAAAGAGGAGGAGAUACGAGAUAUUAUUCUCAGAUCUGGAUUCACCAUAGUUCAGAGACGAAAACUACAACUUAGCCCUGAGCACUGUAGUAACUUUUAUGUGGAACAAUAUGGGAAAAUGUUUUUCCCCAAUUUAACAGCUUACAUGAGUUCUGGACCACUUGUUGCCAUGAUAUUAGCUAGACAUAAAGCCAUCUCCUAUUGGAAAGAACUUUUGGGACCAAGUAAUAGCUUAAUAGCUAAGGAGACACACCCAGACAGUCUAAGGGCAAUCUAUGGCACAGAUGACCUAAGGAAUGCACUACAUGGGAGUAAUGACUUUGCAGCAGCAGAAAGAGAAAUUCGGUUCAUGUUUCCUGAAGUGAUUGUUGAACCCAUACCAGUUGGGCAAGCUGCUAAGGACUAUUUAAAUUUGUAUGUAACACCAACUCUGCUUAAAGGACUCACAGAACUUUGUAAGCAAAAGCCAGCAGAUCCUUACAUUUGGCUAGCUGAUUGGUUGCUGAAAAAUAAUCCCAACAAACCUAAACUUUGUCACCAUCCAGUUACAGAAGAACCGUAGUAAAAUAAAUUCUUCAAGGAACAGAUCAUGAACUAUC
Molecule: messenger RNA, 772 nt
Organism: Condylura cristata (star-nosed mole)
Lineage: Eukaryota; Metazoa; Chordata; Mammalia; Eulipotyphla; Talpidae
Gene: NME5
Product: NME/NM23 family member 5
Exons: 6
Coding region: 100-735 (211 amino acids)
Biological process (GO): CTP biosynthetic process; negative regulation of oxidative stress-induced intrinsic apoptotic signaling pathway; spermatid differentiation
Molecular function (GO): nucleoside diphosphate kinase activity
Source: RefSeq, a predicted model, not a curated record